GACCUUAUACAGAAACUCUCAGAAGGUCAGCUCGACUCUAGUCGUUAUGUCUUGAAAAAUGACCUAUUGCAUUACAAAUACACGCCAGUCGGUGAAGAAGCACGCCUUCUUUGUUUUAUACCCAAGGGCCAUCGACUCAGUCUUUUACGAAUUUUCCACGAUGAGCAUGAGCACGUGGGUGCUGAUAAAACUCUACAUCUCAUCCUAAAACAUUUCUGGUUCCCCGGGCUCCGCCAAUUUGUGUCUAAAUACAUCUCCCAUUGUUUAGUAUGUAUUUCUAAAAAGCGAGUGCCCCGGGCACCGCUUCAGAAUAUCUCAUCCUGGUCAAAACCCGAAACCCCUUUCGACACCGUUCAUGUCGAUGCCCUGGGACCACUGCCAGAAUCGGAGGGUUACAAAUUUAUCUUAAUACUAGUUGAUGCUUUUACAAAGUUUUGUAUGUUGUACCCUAUUUACCGCCAAGACACCAGUGAGUUGAAACGCGUCAUGUCUCAAGCCAUUUCUUUAUUUGGAGUUCCCAGACUGUUAGUUACUGACAGGGGUAGGAUGUUUGAGUCUACGGACUUCGUGCAGUGGAUAUCCGAACUUGGUUCAGACCUGCACUAUAUAACUCCUGAAAUGCACGGCGCGAACGGGCAAGUGGAACGGUAUAUAAGAACCGUUCUUAACAUGCUUCGUAUCGAAGUGGGACAUAAGAACGCCUCCUGGUCGACCACACUUUGGAAGUUACAACUGGUACUAAAUAUCAGCAAGCAGAAAACUACCCAAUCCUCAGCCAUAAAUUUAAUGAUUGGUACGGACGCCUCUACCCCAGCUAUACGAUCGUUGAUACGGGACCUAGCUACAAGUACUCCAGAUACCAACAGAGAAGCUCUGCGAGAGAUGCGUCGAAGUCGCGCUAGCGAACUGAUGAAAAAGAACCAGGAACAGCAAGAUGCUUCAGCCAACCAGUUUAGACGUCCACCGCGCGAAUACAAGGUGGAUGACCUAGUUUUUGUAAUAAAGUACUCGCAAUCAACGGGAAAAUUAGACCCUGGAAUGCGAGGACCAUAUAGAGUGACCAAAGUCUUACCUAAUGGGCGCUAUGAACUUAAACUUCUCAGCGGAAGCUGCGGGAAAACCACUCAAGCAGCCUCCCAAUACAUGGUGCCUUGGAAAGGAGAAUGGUGCCCAGAAAGUUGUGCCGCUUUCUUUGAAAAUGACGAUACUGACGAGGCUGAAAAUAGGUUAGAUCACUUGGAAGGCGACAACCCGGCACCAGCUUCAAUUGGGUUAUCCAUGCCGAGCUUAGAUGAGGAGGUGGGAACAGAACAGCAUCCCAGUGCAGGCGCAUCCCAAGAAGUUCAAGUCGAGGACGACUUGCUGUCAGGAGAGGCCGUGUUAGGAGUCAAGGAAUAACAGCUUUUAAGAGUUUAUAAAAGCAAACUUCACACCGUUCUCAAGCCCAUUUGCUCGAGAGUCGUCGAGGAGGUUACAUCGCUCAAGGAUCGUGAGACUGA
Spodoptera frugiperda (fall armyworm) is the source of this 1499-nucleotide messenger RNA. RefSeq lists its product as uncharacterized. Bases 439 to 1398 code for a protein of 319 amino acids. The transcript is spliced from 2 exons. Gene Ontology annotation, biological process: DNA integration. NCBI's taxonomy places the organism in Eukaryota, Metazoa, Arthropoda, Insecta, Lepidoptera, Noctuidae. The record is from RefSeq and is a predicted model, not a curated record. Gene Ontology annotation, molecular function: nucleic acid binding.